Meira miltonrushii is the source of this 2935-nucleotide messenger RNA. RefSeq names its product Cullin-domain-containing protein. Gene Ontology annotation, cellular component: Cul3-RING ubiquitin ligase complex. Lineage: Eukaryota; Fungi; Basidiomycota; Exobasidiomycetes; Exobasidiales; Brachybasidiaceae. The record is from RefSeq and is a predicted model, not a curated record. The coding region runs from base 212 to 2815 and encodes 867 amino acids. Gene Ontology annotation, molecular function: ubiquitin protein ligase binding. Gene Ontology annotation, biological process: ubiquitin-dependent protein catabolic process; protein ubiquitination. The transcript has a single exon.
UGGCGUCCAUGCCGGGGUAAUGCAAAAGAAUACAACAGUCAUCAUCAUCCUACUUACCUCAAUCCAUCCUCUUAUUUAUCAUUCACACAAUUGACUAUUGAUUUGGGCUGUAGUUCUGUUUUAAUGUCGCCUUGCAUGGUGCAUUGCAUCCCUCAACAAUCAAAGCACCUCCAUUGCGACAACCAAACGUACUACUUCAGCAUCGCUCAAGAUGUCUGUCAAUUCAGGUCGUCGAACCGUUCGAAAUGGCAAGCUCAAAGUAGCAAAGAAGGUGGGAUUGGAUUUGCCUAUCGAAGAGAUGUGGAACAGACUAUCUCGUGCUAUUGGUAGUAUUCAAAAUCAUGACAUUGGAAGCUUGAGCUAUGAGGAGCAUUACAGAUACGCUUAUAAUCUUGUUUUGUUCGACAAAGGAGAUUUGGCUUAUAGAGGAGUCAGAGCGCAAAUUGUACAACAUUUGAUGCAACAAUGUGCAGAUAUCAUCGUUCCAGCAUUUCCUACAGGAGCAGCAGCAACACCAACAGCAGGUAUCAUCUUACCCGAGCAGCCAAAGCCCGCCUCUUCUCUCAGAACUUCCUCUCUCGCCAAAGGGAAACACGUUGAAACAAAUCGCAAGGAAGAUAGCGGUUCCGUCGUUACAAUCGACAAGGACGUAGAUGAGGCAGCUGCGAAUGGUGUUAAUGUAUCGACUUCUCAAGUAGGUGAUCGAGCAGAUGUUAUUUCCCGAGCUCAGGCAGGCGAAAGAUUGCUGCGAGCAAUUCGGGACAUUUGGGAAGAUCAUUCUUCAUGCAUGAAAAGGUUACGUGAUGUUCUCAAGUAUUUGGAUCGUGUAUAUGUCAAAAAAGCAUCACAAGAUGACUCUUCUGUGGUGCCAACAUGGGAUUUGGGUUUACAUCUAUUUAGAGACACAGUGAUUCGCAGUCAAAAAUACCCAAUUCAUACGCAUCUUUAUACAGCAUUACUGACGCAAAUACAGCUGGAAAGAGAAGGAUCGGUGAUCAAUCGGAGCGCAUUAAAGUCAAACAUUGAUAUGUUAUUAUCAUUAUCGUACCCCGAAAGAGGUGUAGAGGAGAAAGCAUGGGAUACAGUAUACAAGCGAGAAUUCGAGCCCGCAUUCUUUGCAACCAGUGAAGAAUUCUACAAAGCCGAAGCACAGAGGCUUCUUGAUGGUCAUGAUGCAGCGCAGUACUUACGACAUGUUGAAAGACGAUUUUUGGAAGAAGAAGCACGCGUGGCUGUAUACCUGUCCUCAACAACGCAUUUUGAAUUGAGCAAAACGUUGGAGAAAUGUCUGCUAUCGGCACAUUUGAACAAAAUCAUCGAUAUGCCUGGAAGUGGAAUCGUCACGAUGCUCGAUGAGGAUCGGCGAGAGGAUUUGGCACGGAUGUAUCGAUUGUUUUGGCGUGUUACCGAUGGGCCUACAGUGAUGAGACUUGGUUUGAAAAGAUACAUUGGAGCCAAAGGAAAAGAAAUUAACAAUCCUGUGAGCGCCGGUUCAAAGCAGGCAACGCCAUCAAAAGAUGAUGAUGCGGAGGCAUCCGAAACAAAGGCAGCAGCCAAUGCUGCUGCUUCCACACCGCAAGCACAGAUGGCACUCAAGUGGGUAGAGGAUGUGCUGGCAUUCAAGAAAAAGUUUGAUGGAAUACUGCGAACCAGCUUACGAGACGACAAAGGCUGUGAAACGGCUAUCAAUGAGGCAUUCGAAACGUUCGUCAAUACAAAUCCUCGAUCACCCGAAUUCAUCUCAUUGUUCAUCGAUGAAAAUCUCAAGAAAGGCCUAAAGGGAAAAACGGAAGAGGAGGUGGAAGAAGUAUUGCGAAGAACAAUUACCGUGUUCCGAUUCUUGCAUGAGAAGGACGUCUUUGAACGAUACUACAAAGGUCAUUUGGCAAAAAGAUUAUUGCAAGGCCGCAGCGUUUCGGAUGACGCAGAACGUGGAAUGAUGGCCAAAUUGAAGAUCGAAUGUGGACACGGAUACGUGCAAAAGCUGCAAGGAAUGUUAAACGAUAUGAAAGUGUCUGAUGAAACUAUGCUCUCCUUCCAAGAAUCAUUGGAGAGGAAUAAACGAGACAUGCCAUUCGAUCUCGGAGUGAGCGUUUUAACGUCAACGUAUUGGCCAAUCAGUGCACAAGCACCUUCUUGUACGAUGCCAGCAGAGAUGGUAAGCGCUCGACAAGCAUUUGAGAGCUUCUAUCAAGCUAGACAUAGCGGUCGUUUGCUGACGUGGCAUCCAAAUCAUGGUACGGCGGACGUGCGCGUUCAAUUCAAGUCACGAAAGCAUGAGCUCAAUGUGAGCACGUAUGGUUUGGUUGUUUUGCUAUUGUUUGAGGAAGUACGCAAUGGGUCAAGCCUGGGCUAUCAAGAUAUCCAAAAGAGUACAACGAUUGCAGAUGGCGAUCUGAUGAGAACAUUACAAAGCUUAGCAUGUGCAAAGUACAAGAUUCUAAUCAAAGAGCCAAAAGGGCGAGACAUUGGAAAGGAAGACAAGUUCACCUUUAAUGAUGGAUUCCAGUGUAACCUUGCCCGGAUCAAGAUUGCCACAAUCGCAGCUCGUGUAGAAACGGCAACAGAACGAAAAGAAACAACCGAAAAAGUAGAAGAAGAAAGGAAGAAUCAAGUGGAAGCAUGUUUAGUUCGUGUGAUGAAAGAUCGCAAGACUAUGACCCAUAAUGAGUUGGUGAACGAAGUUAUUCGACAAUUAGCAGCACGCUUCCAGCCUACUCCUGGUUUAGUGAAAAAACGAAUCGAGAGUUUGAUCGAUCGAGAAUAUUUGGAGAGGAGUGAAACUUCCAUGAAUGUGUAUCAUUAUCAAGCAUAAGGGGGAUCGUAAGAACAACAAGAGGAGAGAGUAUUUAAGACAAUCAUAUCCAUUCAAUUGUAUUUUUUUAUAUUUUGUUCUCAAUUUAUCAUAGCAAUCACGAUGAGAUAAGCCUGUUAU